AUGAUGAGCCAAUUGGCUGACUUUUUGGAACAAGGACAAUCUGUUUACUUACCUGGUUUCUUGUCUAGUAACUUGUAUUACAAAUACUUGAAUGAUCUCAUCCAUUCAGUACGGAAUGAUGAAUUUAGCGGAGCCUACACUCCCUUUCUUGGCCAUGGACCAAAUAGCCCUCAUGAACACGAGCCCAGCAUAGGCUUAUCUGAUGGUAGUGUAGCACAGACAACAGCUAACUUUGUGCCCUGUGUAAAUAAAUUAAUUUUGGAUCGGGUUAUCAAAUUUCAGAUCUCUUCCAUCAUCAUAGAGUCUCGUAAAAUUCUUAGCCGUUGUGCUAAGUAUACAAGUAAAGCCAAAGGGGAAAAAGAAAAAUUCCCAGAGUCACAAACCAACAAAGUCCCAGCCACCAGUCCUGUUGCAACCCCAUCACCAAGCAGGAGCAAUGCACUUCUGGAAGCUGCAGGACCAAGCUAUGUGGCAAUCAAUGCCAUCUCUGCCAACAUGGACUCUUUUGCACGUGGCAGAACAGCAGUUCUCAAUCAACAACCAAUUCAUAUGGAAGCUGCCCAUUUUGGAGACUUAGGUCAUUCUUGCCUGAAUUAUAAAGCUGAAGAGACUAAUUCCAGACUCUCAAAGACUCUUGAACAAGUCCUGCAGGACAGCACUGCUCUCCCGUAUAUCAUCCAGUUCAUGGAGAUGCAAGGAGUUGAACAUUUGGUUAAAUUCUGGUUGGAAGCAGAAAGUUUCCGCUCCACAAGCUGGUCUCGCAUCAGAGCCCACAGCCUGAACACAAUAAAGCAUAGCUCUUUAGCAGAACCUGCAUCCCCUGCAAAUAGACGGUGUGAUGUUGAUGUACCGGUAUCGCUUGACUCCUCUGUGUCUCCUGAGCUGAAGGCAAAGGGUAAUCCAGUUUCUAGUGGUGAUAAACUUAAUGUUUCAGACCCCACAAGUCUGGGCUGCAUUGGACAAAAUAAAACUUCUCCAAAUCACUCAUUAAAUCAGGGUGGCAGUGAUUUGAAUCCAUUGCGUGUUGGGGCAUCAAGAGCAAUAACCAUUCAAACAGGGUCGGCAAGUCAAGAAUCCCAAAAACCUGCUUCGAAAGGACAUGCCCUUCAAACAGGAUUGAAAGGCCUAUCAGACAAAUUGAUGAAAAGUAUAGAGCGUGAUGCAGUUAAUAUAUUUACUAAAUACAUUUCACCAGAUGCUUCUAGACCAAUUCCAAUUAUAGAAGCAAUGAGAAAUGAUAUAGUAGCUAAGAUAUGUGGAGAAGAUGGACAAGCAGAUCCCAACUGUUUUGUCUCUGCACAAGCUGUAGUAUAUGUAAUGAUGGAAAAAGAUACCAGGAGCUGCUUGGAGUACUAUGACAAUCCAGUAGCUAUCAUGCACGGCACCAGAAAGGCCACAGUAAAAAUCCUGAAAAACUUUGAUGAAGCAAUAGUCGUUGAUGCUGCAAGUCUAGAACCAGAAUCUUUGUAUCACAGGACUUUUGCAGGGAGAAUGACAUUUGGGAAGAUAAAUGAACUUGGCCAGUUUAUAAGAGAGUCUGAACCAGAGCCUGAUGUAAAAAAGUCAAAAGGUUCCAUGUUUUCACAGGCCAUGAAAAAAUGGGUACAAGGGAGCACGGAUGAGGCACAGGAAGAGAUGGCAUGGCGGAUCGCCAAGAUGAUAGUCAAUGACGUUGUACAACAAGCACAAAGUGAGCCACUCGUCGCAAAGUCCACAAAGUGGACCAGAAUGUAAAGAAAACAUUUGUGUGUCUCAGCUAUGACUAAAAGGAGAAGAAUUGGUUCAUGUACUCUCCUCAUCAAACAGCUUCACUUCACGUCCAGCAGAAGCCAUCUCCUUUCUGUUAACACAGUCAUGAAAUGACACUGUACACAGUCUGAUACUACUCCGUUGUUUGUAUGAAGAAAACUAUGCAUUCCAGGAUCGCCAGCCUCCAGUUCCCCACACGUUUCAACGACUUUAAUACCAGUCAGGGUACUACGAAGGGUUUUCUUAUGAAGUUGCUGCAAUGAGUUGCAAAUCAAAGGAUUACAAAGCGCUAUUUUCUUUUCUGGGUUCUGGGUGUAUAGUUUUGGGAGAAUUUGAAGUGACUAUUAUAAUAGAGCUUUGCUGUGUUCUAAAUGGCACUCCAUUGGUUUGUUGCAGUCUGUUUUAUUGUCAAGCCCUUAGAUACCUUCAGGAUUUUUGUUCAAAAAAUCGGCAGAGUAGAAAAAACAAACUCCGAUUUUUGUAUUGUAAAGAUUUUUGAAAUUCUCUCAUGUUUCUAGCUGAUAUCUGAUAAAUGGAGAUAUUUACUCAGAUGCUACCUAAUUGUAUUGAGAUUGAGAUUGAGUAUUAUCACAGAAACAGGCAAACAAAGGCUGUGUGUAGGUUUUUGGUACUAUGUACCAUUUCUAUGUUUUCGGAUGCAUAAGUAUUCAUGUACUUAAUCUAAAAUCAUACCUAUUUAAUUGUGUUUGAUUUAAAAUACGUAUAUUGUUGAGAA
Messenger RNA from Rhincodon typus (whale shark), 2485 nucleotides. Its product is annotated as A kinase (PRKA) anchor protein 10. The transcript has 15 exons. The record is from RefSeq and is a predicted model, not a curated record. Gene Ontology annotation, cellular component: plasma membrane. NCBI's taxonomy places the organism in Eukaryota, Metazoa, Chordata, Chondrichthyes, Orectolobiformes, Rhincodontidae. Gene Ontology annotation, biological process: intracellular protein localization. Bases 1 to 1734 code for a protein of 577 amino acids. Gene Ontology annotation, molecular function: protein kinase A binding.